Triplophysa rosa is the source of this 942-nucleotide messenger RNA. RefSeq names its product family with sequence similarity 32 member A (gene fam32a). The coding region runs from base 37 to 369 and encodes 110 amino acids. The transcript is spliced from 4 exons. The record is from RefSeq and is a predicted model, not a curated record. NCBI's taxonomy places the organism in Eukaryota, Metazoa, Chordata, Actinopteri, Cypriniformes, Nemacheilidae. Gene Ontology annotation, cellular component: nucleolus.
UGGACGGCCGUUAUUGUUUUACUAGAAGAAUCUAGGAUGUCGGAAUACGCACCUACCCAGAAAGGUGCUCUAAAAUUGAAAGGAGUCCAGUUGCCAAGCAAAAAGAAAAAGAAGAAGGACAAGGAAAGGAAGAAUUUAGAGCAGCAAAUGCUUGCCAGUCAAACUGAAGAAGAGGGGAUUGAGAAUGGUCAUGUUGAUAAAAGGACACCAGCUCAGAUGGCGUUUGACAAAGUACAGGAGAAAAGGCAAAUGGAGCGGAUUUUAAAGAAGGCCUCCAAGACACACAAGAGAAGAGUUGAGGAUUUUAACAGACACCUGGACGCAUUGACAGAGCAUUAUGACAUACCCAAAGUCAGCUGGACUAAAUAAAUUAACUUCUUCGGCUCCACUUUCAUCUGGUUGCUGGCAGAGUAAUAUUAUCUGUUAUGAUGUUACGUUAAAUCGCAUUCAACCUGUUAUGAUAUUACUGUAUAUACUUUUUUGUUGAACUUGAAACAUUUUGUCUGUUGCCAGAGUCGAGAGGUAUUUGUAGAUUUGGGUCAUUCUACAGCAUUUCUUUUAGUAAUUGAUUUCUUGACACUUCAGAUAAUACAAGACUGCCUCUUCAAAGGUAUUAAGUGUGGUUUUCUUUCACAGUUUUAUGAUUGCUGAUUUGCAUCCCAACAAUGGCGUUAUAGUUGUUUGUCUUUGUACCAAUAAAUUUAGCUACUGUCAUCUAAAAGGGUCUGUUGUAAAGCCAUACAAUGUGUAGUCCUUCUUUUAAGGGUCUUGAUAAGAGAUGCAUUUUAUCCAAGGGUAUCAAUGUUGCAGUUUAGCUCAGUAACAGCAGGUGGCGCCAUUGUUCUUUGUUUUUGCCUUUACCUGCUUUCAUGCUGAAGUUGGGUUUAAAAAGUGGCAGAAGGGCCUACUUUUAUGAAGACUUAAUAAAUGAAACUAUUUGUU